AUGUCCUCGCACCCAGGAUUGGUUGGAUCGUAUUCAAACGUCCAGGAUUUGUAUCAAGGCCCUGUUAUGGGGCUGCUACAAGCAAGACUUGGUCUCGGGUACAGUGUCCAGCAUCAGAGAAACCUAACAGGCAAUGGGGUGGGCGGCACCCAGAGGCCAUUAAAGGAGAACAUAGCGGGACCGUUGGCCGAGGACAAAGGAGGCACGAAGACAAACGCAGAGCCCGUGUCUCCGUCGCAGAGUGAUGCCCCGGCGGCGACAAGGCCAGCUCAACUGCUACGCCUGGCCGUGGGCAGGUGCCCUCCCGAAAGCCCUGGGGAGAGGGCUGUGGUCCAGGCCAGCUGCAAGCUUCUCCCUCGGGAUCUCGAGAAAAGAACAGAGGGGCACCGAGAGCCGCUGUCGUCCCCAGCACGUGACAACGCAGGCAGCGGGGCGCGGGAGCGCCGGGGACCCAAACCACCGUCCGCACAAACCCGCGAAGCUGCCUGCGAGGUCUGCUCACUGCAGAACUGCCGCUGCCUGCCGUGGCCGACAGAAGCAGGCGGGCCGUGGAGCUGGACCUCCCGACGGCCGCCGCCAAGACUCACCUCCCAGGACCAGGAGGUUCCAGUGGGCAACUGCCGCGCGCCGCGCCGCUGCCAGCCGUCCCCCGACCCCGGCCGCUGCUCCGCGCCUGCGCAGCCCACAGCCUCAGCCUCCAUCUCCCAGCAGCCUUUGCGCCUCCUGCUUCCGCUCGCGGACUCGGGCACCGGCGCGUGGCGGCCGCCAGGGGGCAGCUGGGCCCGAGCCGACGCGGGUCUGGGUGUGAGCGGAGGCCCUGGGCAGGUGGAGAGCGCGCGGCGCGAGCGGGUUCCUGCACCAAGUUUGGCGGGCCUGGUCUUUCUGCUGAAUUGUACCUCCAGGGACUGUGCAGGCUGCCAGAAAUGUCAGGGAGAUCCUAGCCUUGUGCACGGCCUGUUGCAGCACUUCCUCUUCUACAUUGUUUUCCAGUUACCCUUUCCCAGGCGUGAUCAGAGGGUCACAGCCGAGAAGUUCCCCUCAAGGAGAAAAUAUUCCCCAACCAGCGGCCUGCCUGUGUCCAUUGGAUAUAAAUUCCCAAACAUGGAUUAUCAUCAGAAUCACAUGGAGGAGCUGCUGAAUCAAAAGGAAUCUACUGUAUUCUUCUCUCUGAAGACUGUCUUUCUCCUUUAUUACCUCAGUUCCUGGAUCCUGAAAUUUCCUUUAUUCAAAAGAGCAGCCCUGGAUGAACUAGAAUCUCCUAGUUCUAGUCUCAGAAUCUUAGAAAAGAGAGUCAGCUGGAUGACACUUGCAUUAAUAUCACCCAGAUAA
Messenger RNA from Cynocephalus volans (Philippine flying lemur), 1329 nucleotides. RefSeq lists its product as uncharacterized. Lineage: Eukaryota; Metazoa; Chordata; Mammalia; Dermoptera; Cynocephalidae. The record is from RefSeq and is a predicted model, not a curated record. The coding region runs from base 1 to 1329 and encodes 442 amino acids. The transcript has 2 exons.